UCGACGAGGAAAACCGCACUUUACGAAUGAUGGAACGCCUCAACAUCAUUUCCUUAUAUAGCAAAAUUGGCACACAUACGCAAAGUCCGGGAAUCUGGCAUCGAAUUGAAUUCAAUUGACUACAAUCGACUAUGAAAUGGCCAAUAAUUCAGAUCGAUCAACCAAUGAUAUAUCGUGAUCCCACGAAACGCAUGCACGCAUACAUGGAGAGAGAAGGUCGUGAACAUUAAUGCGUCUCCCCGAUGUGACAGACAGACCGCGUGUCCGUCGAGCCGGACGGGGACACAGAAGGAGAGGCGGAGUUCAACGAGCGGUCGUGCUCGAAAUCGAGAAUACGUCCCUCUAAGACGACAAGGUCGUGUAAAUCGGGCUUCGUAGCGUGCGCUUUUCGGAGAGGAAGACAGCGCGUUCGCGCUCCCCGGCAAACGGGUAUGCAAAGGAGAAGGAGAAAAUAAGAGAACGGCGGAGAGAGGAUGCUGCUGCUGGAGAGAAGAAGAGUCGCCGCGCCUCCCUACCUUCGGGGAUACCACGUAUAUCGUCUCGACACCGACGCGAGAACGCGAACUCUGCCUGCCCAUGCCAGCGAUGGUCGUAUGGUGGUGGGUCGUCGCGCUGCAACAAGAUGAUAGUGGUGCCUCACACACACACACACAUACCACUAUGGUGAUGGUGGCGAUGGUAGUGAUGGUGGGGCGGCGGGUAGGAAAUUACGGGGAACGCGCUUUUAGGCGAGGACGAGCGUCCGUAGUCGUGUCCGAGCCGCGAGAGGAGCCGGACCUCCACCAGGAGUCCGUUUGUGCCAGGAGGCCGAGAUUUUCACGCGUCCGCGUCUCGCUUCGAUGAGCGAGCGACGAAAACGCACUUGGGUCCUUGCGCGCGACAUUCCCGAACGAGUGUCGUAGAAUCGCGCUCGUUUCCCGCCCGGGUCGCCGGACUGGCUUGGCAGGCCACGAGCACGUGUGUGCGGUGCGCGAGUGCGAGACGACGACGACGACGACGACGAUUGUACCCGAGCGCCGCUCGGGGUGUCAGUGGUGCGUACGUACGUACCAUAAAAGGACGACUGGACGUUUGUGUGCAUGUAUCGCAUCGUUGUCAGGAGUGACAGGUCGAGCGCGGUGCGGAGCGGAGGAACCUAUCCUUCUGAUUUGAUCCUAAACGGAACUGAAUCCGGGGAGCGGAGAACGCACCGGAUACCUCGCGUGCUUCCACAUUUAUGGCGUGUUAGUAAUUCACGGAGAGAUCAAGUGUAUUCGCCGCCAGUCAGGUUUACGAGAUAGCGAUAGAAGCGCAGAGGGAUCGCACCCGCCGAUCAUACGCACGCACGCACGCACGCACGCAGCAAGCAAGCAAGCACGCACAAACGAACGCACGCACGCACGCACGCACGCACGCACGCAUGAAGGUCCCAUGGCUACCGGAUUGGUAAAGUGGUGGCGAGCAAGGUUCCUCGCCGGCUACAGACCCUUUUCUGUUGUGGGGACUAACACGGAAGGUAGCGAUUCCGAGGAGUUGCUGACGGGGGUCCCGACGACCUGCAACAUCUCGUCACCGCCGACGACGGAAUCGCAACCGACUUUAAUUUCCCCUGCGGAGCCACCGCAGGUAGCGGUUGAUGGCCCGAGCGUACCUGCAGCAGGACCUACCGGUAAUGACGAACAGCCUACUUGCGGUACAACGAAACAACUUAGUUUCGAGGAAUUCGAAUGCGACGUGUCGGUCGCGGAAGGUGACAAGAGGCGGCAGGAGUUCUCUUUCACCCUGUACGACUUCGACGGCCACGGGAAGAUUACCAAGGACGACAUAGCCGGCCUGGUGACUACCAUCUACGACACCCUAGGCGCCUCGAUACAGGUACCUCCGUGCGGCAGUAAGACGAUCAAGGUGAAGCUGACAGUGUCGCCGGAUCAGCGAGCCAGCAGCAGCAGCAGCCAGACGCCGCGCAAUCCCGCCACCGGUCCUUGUCCCGCAAAUGCCACGCAAACGUCGCAGACAACGACGUUGCCCGGUAAUGGUGGCCAUCAGCAUGGCUCGUCCUGUUGCCAUUUGAAGCAUACCAUCCCGUGCAGCCAUGCAACUGUCGCUGCGACACGUGUCACCGCCCGGCAUUGUGCGAGUAGAGUUCCUAGAAGGAGGAGAGCAACGCGGUAUCGUUGUCAGACUGAGCGGAAAGAAGUAGAGACUCACAGUGAAGAUGAGGAUGAAAAUGCUCGUGCAAAUCGAGUACAACAGGAGGAGCUACGCAAAAGAGUCGGUCCGGUGCCCCAUUUACCUUCUCCCUAUUCAAACAGCUCGGAGGGUGAUGUGAGCGACGAUAGUGAUACUUCCCCCGCGUUCUCGCCAUUAACACCUCUUCUUAUGACGAAUCAGAGGAAACGGAGUGGCGCUCUGCAAAGACAACAAUUGUUGGAAAUUAUUCAGGCUAACAUGGAGAAAAAUAAUCUCAGUUUUCACACAUCAAGGAAACGGCAUCAAAACGAGCAACCGCGCAUUCCAUCUCAGAGUCCCAAUCUAGGAACCUCGAAUCACAAUAAUCAAGACUGUCAAGCAUCUCUGGAGCCUCGUCAGACGGCUGCCAACUAUCACAAACCGAUCCGGGAAAAUACAACGACUCAUUCCGCGUCCUUCCCCAAAACACCGGCGAAAUCGCGGACGGCGAAUCUCAGGAAAACACGGCACACGACACCGAGGAACAAUACGGUACAUUCCUCCCCUCAGACAUACUCGCAGGUCCUAAAUCGUAACGUCAUCGUGCCGACGACGACGGUCUACAACGAUACGCCGCAGCACACGACUGCCAGCAACACGACCCACCGCAACAUCGUUAACCUCGUGCCCAACAACAACCAGCAGACUGCCAAUCAUCAGACAAUUACCAAUAAUCACAACAAUUUGCAGCGCAAUGACACGCAGUUCGUUCCCUCGCAACAGUGCGGCAGAUCUAAGAAGCAUCAGCUGAAGCACGCAACGCGAGAACAGGACCAGGCCCGAGCGAUGGCCCAGGUCGUGCGUUGGCUCGAACGCGAAUUCUCGCAGAACGCGGUGGCGGCCACGUCAAGCCGUAGACAUGUUCACGAGCACAUACACCAUCACUAUCAUCAUUAUCACGCCGAAGCUCUGGUCUAAUCGGCGAUCGCGUAAAGUCGUUUUUUUUAACGUCUCAGAUUUUUCGAAAAGCUUACAAUAUGAUCGAAUAUAUUUUAGGACGAAUUUUAUUUGCAUUUAUAUUGUUGUUAUUUCGAUAUCGACUUUAAUAUUUUUCAAACAGCAUCAUAAGUUGCGUUUCACUUUCGAGCUCAUAUAUAUAUUGCCCACUAUAUAGAUCUUGAGAAAUCGCAUGCGACAUCAAUAUAUAAAUUAUUCAUUGAAUCUCCAGUUUGUUUUCUUGUACGAGGCAAACUGUAUAUAUCGCAUCGUUCGAUUAUAUAUAUAUUCCUAGUGCUAAUACGAAUAAUGAUGAUACGUCACGUAUUUUUUUUUUUUUAAUAUAAACGACUGAGUUUUCUCCACCAGAUAUCGAAAAAUGCGACAUGCUUGUGAUGCUUUUCGAUACCUUUGUUGGUAGCAUCGUCUAGACAAGAUGGAAGAUCUUUUGACUCUUCUAUAUUAUAAAUAGCAAACUGCAAUUGUCUAAAAUCAUUGUAAGAGACAUAUAUAAACUAAACGCAUCAUUUGCGCGAGUUUUUCCUUGAAUAUAAAUAUAGUUACUAUAAAAAUCUCAGGCUUACAAUUUAUCACAUUACUUGACAAAUGCAUUUCAGGAUUUGGAAAUGAUAUAUACGUUGAUUAUUGUGCAUGCGUGGAAAGAAUGAAAAUUUCAUUCUUCCUCGAAAAAAAAAAAAAUACAGACGUUCCUUUUCACUCGAACUUAUAGUAAACUACGGCUACUCAUCAUUGUACAUAAAAAUAUCCCAAAGAGAGUUCUUCUUCCAGUAUGCAGACGUUAUAAUUAAGAGAAAUAAACGGUUUAGAGUCGUAACGAUUUAAAAAAAAUAAAAGCAAAGCGAAACACGGUCUCUUGUACGAAUGUUCCUGUAAUUAAAGGUUGAUAAUUUUUUUCGCCGACAUAAUAUUCCUCAAACGGAAGUUUAAUGGUGCUUGUAUAACGUAUAUAUAGUAGACUUUCAAGCAAACGGAAUUUCUUUGAUAAAGAAGUGUUUCAUUCUUUCAUACAUACUUUUGUCGCGCAAAUAGAUUGUUCGGCUUUAAGAUAUUCUUCUUCCGUGAAAAUCCAUUCAAGAGAUAAAGGAAAGCUUUUAACAAAUUAAGCUUUAGAACAAGAUGAAAUAAUACUCUAAUUAAUUAAUGGUGCGCGUGCGAUUGAACUUUAAUAAGACUUCAAGGUAUGAGAGUUCUAAAGAUAUAGCGUUAAAAACUUUCGUGCUGAGAAAAAUCUGACGUUUAUGAAAUACGUCUUGUGUAUCUCGCUAGUCCUAAAUUAUGACGAAGGUCUUUCGUUAUCCGUCAAAUACGAUGGAUAUCUAGAAAGGGAGUGACCAUGAAAUUCUUACUCUAGUGCCUUGUAAUCUAUAACUAUGUACUUGCGAACAAUAUUAGUUUUUUUUUUUGCAAAUCUCUUUUUUUACUCAUCACACAUGCGAAUCAAGUUCAUCCGGUGUGUUGGACAUUAAACUAUAUUAUUAAGAUUCGCGUGUCGUUGCUAUUGUAAGACUCAUUACGAGAACUUGAAUGAUUGUUAAAACGGCGAUUAUUCACCACCAUUGACACGUGCGUGUGAACGUGAAUUAUGAAUGUCGACAAUAUCUCUCAAAUCAAUAAUGGAGAAAAGUAUUAUGAUUACUUUUAGCGCGUUUAAUAGCGCGAAUAAUAUUACAUGCAACUAAUAUUAAGAUUAGAUAAAUUGAGAGAGAGAGAGACCCUCCCUACACAUUAAAUGAAAUGUGUAGGGAAGUCCUCGAGAAUAUUAUUAUGUUGCGAAUCAUGUAAUUUUAUAUAUAUUGAUAUAUAU
Messenger RNA from Camponotus floridanus (Florida carpenter ant), 4969 nucleotides. RefSeq names its product protein naked cuticle homolog 2 (gene nkd). The coding region runs from base 1411 to 3126 and encodes 571 amino acids. Gene Ontology annotation, biological process: negative regulation of Wnt signaling pathway. The transcript is spliced from 7 exons. Lineage: Eukaryota; Metazoa; Arthropoda; Insecta; Hymenoptera; Formicidae. Gene Ontology annotation, cellular component: cytoplasm. Gene Ontology annotation, molecular function: calcium ion binding. The record is from RefSeq and is a predicted model, not a curated record.